This is a messenger RNA of Phlebotomus papatasi, 2493 nucleotides long. It is a transcript of the gene gb, whose product is annotated as Y+L amino acid transporter 2. Gene Ontology annotation, molecular function: L-amino acid transmembrane transporter activity. Gene Ontology annotation, cellular component: membrane. The record is from RefSeq and is a predicted model, not a curated record. Lineage: Eukaryota; Metazoa; Arthropoda; Insecta; Diptera; Psychodidae. Gene Ontology annotation, biological process: amino acid transmembrane transport. The coding region runs from base 229 to 1755 and encodes 508 amino acids. The transcript has 5 exons.
GGAAGUGAGGUUAUGUUCAGAAUAUUUAUCUUGCAAAAAAAAACGCGAAAAUUUGCACGAGAGUUGCAGUGUGGCUUCAAGAAUCAAAUGUAAAUUGCCUAUUUUCAUCUCGUUCCGCACCACUUGAAUGUACUAAUGUGAUCAAAUUAGCAAAAAAGUGAUUAAUUUGUGUUUGUUAAGGGUGUUGAUUGUAAAUCAAGAGUUUGGUUACUCAGUCAUUCAGUCGCAAUGCUGCCGAGCAAGGGAACUGGUGCUCAAAAUUUGAAUUCACCGACGGAGAUGGGUUUAGUAGGCAACAGUUCCACUCCUCAGAGUCCGGACGACAUUCGACCAUACGAUGGUGGAGGACAGGAAAAGGUACAGAUGAAGAAGCAACUGGGUCUCCUCGAAGGAUGCGCCAUUAUCCUGGGUAUCAUAAUAGGAUCAGGUGUCUUUGUAUCACCUAAGGGUGUAAUUCAGGAGGUAAAUGCCGUGGGUACAUCCCUGUUGAUCUGGGUGGUAUGUGGACUUCUCUCAAUGAUUGGUGCUCUGUGUUAUGCUGAACUGGGAACACUAAUUCCAAAGUCGGGAGGUGACUAUGCGUAUAUCCUUGAAGCAUUUGGCCCACUUCCCGCUUUCCUCUACCUCUGGGAUGCUACUUUUAUAUUUGUACCUACGACAAAUGCCAUCAUGAGCAUGACUUUUGCCAGCUACGUCCUCCAACCAUUUUUCAACAGUGAUUGCCAACCUCCCGGAUUGUCUAUCCAAUUGCUGGCUGCUGUGACAAUCUGCUUGCUCACUUUUAUAAAUUGCUACGAUAUUAAGUCUACCACGAAGCUCCAGAAUGUUAUUAUGUUCGCAAAAAUUGGAGCUCUCGUCAUCAUUGUGAUUGUUGGGCUGGUGUGGAUGUGCAUGGGAAAUGUGGAAAAUUUUGAAAAUCCAUUUGAUGACACAGAAACAGAUCCAGGAAAACUCUCCGUGGCCUUCUACUCAGGAAUCUUUUCAUAUGCCGGCUGGAACUAUCUCAAUUUCAUGACUGAAGAACUCCGUGAUCCUUACAAAAAUCUCCCCAGGGCCAUUUUUAUCUCCCUUCCUCUCGUCACGGUCAUCUACGUCCUGGCUAAUAUGGCCUAUUUAGCUGUACUGACACCAGAGGAAUUGAUCGCCUCAAAUGCAAUCGCUGUGACUUUUGGAAAUAAGAUCAUGGGGUACAUGGCCUGGAUUAUUCCCCUAAUGGUAGCUAUAUCUUCAUUUGGUGGUCUCAGUGUUCACAUUAUGACAUCAUCGAGGAUGUGCUUUGUUGGAGCCCGAAAUGGUCAUAUGCCGGCUAUUUUAUCUCAUAUCAACGUGAACAAGUUUUCACCGACACCGUCUCUUGUUUUUCUGUGUAUCCUGUCCUUAAUAAUGCUCUCCAUCAGCGAUGUUUAUGUCUUGAUAACGUACUGCAGUAUUGUGGAGUCCUCUUUUAUUAUGCUAUCGGUUGGUGCUGUUCUCUACUUUCGCUACAAAUAUCCGAAAAAAGAGCGACCAAUCAAAGUUUCACUUUGGAUACCAAUCGUAUUCUGCCUCAUAUGCGCCUUUCUCAUCGUUGUACCGUGUUAUGUGGCACCGUAUGAAGUGGUUAUGGGAAUUUUAAUCACCAUCACAGGAAUUCCAUUCUACUAUGUGGGCGUUGUAUGGGAAAAUAAGCCACAGUGGCUUAUGAAGACCAUUGUAGCUGGUACACAUAUUUGUCAGAAGCUUUUUAUGUCAUCAAUUGAAGAGAAAGAGGACUAAGGGUUAUUAAUAUCACACGAAAUCAAGAUAACUUUUAGUUUUAUAACUGAGAAGUAGACCUUCGUAAAAAUCUCUAGCAGUGUGUGACUGAUAAGUAGAAUCUCAUUUCUUACCCUUUUUUUUUACAUAAAAUAAAGGAUUGUUUUUUUUUGCUCUUUAAAAUGUUUAAUUUGUACUUAAAAGCCUCAGAGGUAUCCUUUUUAUUUUAUUAAUUGUUCGAAAAAAAAGUAGUAUAAUAUAAUUGCUUUAUUUAUAGAAGUAUCGUAUUUACGUAUGCAUAUGCAAAGUCGUUUUUUUAUAUAAAAUAAUUUGAAAAAAAAAGAAUUCUCAUUUACUCUUUUUUUCUUAAUUGUAUUUUAUUAGUAGAUUUAAGUUUAUUUUUAUUCCAUAAUUUUGUUGAAUAUUUUCAUGACAAACAAUGUGUCUGGAAAGCCCAGUGUAACAAAACGAAAUCAGAUAAUUCUUGCACAAUGACAAAUUCAAUUCUAUUAUCCAUCCCUAUAAAUUGUGCAUGCUUUAAAUAUAUCUAUAUGUAAAAUUUAUAUUGAGACUCUUUUCGAAAGUUUUAAGAAAAAUUGCUGUAGUUGGUAGUUUGUCAAUUUUGAAAAAUGGCGUGUACGUAUCAGUGGAAAAUAUUGAAAAUUAAUAGAGAUGAUGGCAAAAGGGACGAAUAAAAGCUACAUAUUGAUUUAUACAAUUGAUUUGAAUUUCAGAAUAUAUACGAAAUAGAAUGCUGAA